AUAAUUUCACAAACCCUGUUGAUCCCAUCCUGUGCCUGAAAUGGACUUUUUCAGUUCGAGCAGAGGAAAGAAAGAUGGGAAAAGAUCAGAAAUAUACUAGAACCCCCUGGAAAAGCUGCCGGUGAUCAGGAUCAUUACCUCAAGUCCCCGUCUUUUCAAAACUAUCCUAUUUGACGACAUCCGUUGACCAAUAUUCUGGUUGGUUCAGGACUGUUCGGGAAGAAAAGUGCGAGCAAGAGCAAUCCGGGGAGCCCUUCUCAUCCCGCCGCCGGUAGAUCGCCGCCACCAUCAUAUCUGUCGAACAAUAGAGAGUACGAUUUCCCAAUCUCCGAUGAACAAACAACAUACCGGAAACAGCCGGCGUCUGAACGCGUCCCCAACUCCCACCACAGGCCUCCGGUGUACGGCUAUGGCACGCCUGAGCGUCGUAGAGACCAAAUGAGUUAUGAGCCAGAGACCAACGCUCCCUCGAGCCCCUUUCAUCCAUCUGGAAACCGCACGCCAGAACGGCGUCGAAAGCCAAGCGAGUACAGUCGAGAACACCACGAUCGAAUGUAUGAGGCAGAUACCCGAAGCAAUGCCAGCCCAUUUCACCCAUUCAAAAGCCCUUCUCCAUCUCCAUACCACACGCCUGAUCGCCGCAGAGACCAUGAUACAGACGACUACGAGUACGAGGCAAUGUAUGAGCCAGAGGCCAACACCAUAUUUGAGAAGAGGAGCCCAUUUCAUCCAGCCAGAAGCCGCUCUCCAUCACCAUACACAACUCCUGAUCGCCGAAGAAACCACCCUGAUAACGAGCAGUUUGAGGACCUGUACGAGCGAGAUGGUGAUGUAACACCGCGAAACAGCUCUCCACCGAGCCCGUUCCAUCCAGCUGCAAGCCGUUCGCCACCACCACAACCAUACACAACGCAUGAUAAUGAGGAAAUGGAGGCAAUGUAUGAAGCAGAUGGCGAUGUAAUGCGGCGGAGCAGAGGAGUCCAUGGAGGCGCAGCAGCAUACUAUUCAUCCAGUGAUGACGACGACAACCACUCUACCUACCUCUUCCCUGAAAUCGCCACCCCAACUCGUUCCGCCAACACCACGCCGGUUCACCACAACUAUCAGAUGGUUGCGGCGGAAAGCUAUGAGCAAGAGAAGCCCUGUGAUGAGCCGCCGGAGCUGACGGACGAGUCUCAGAGCUUCACGGUGCAGGAGAUGGCCAGAAUGCGAGGCUAUGAAAAGGAGGAAGAGAGCCAACUAUCAAUCAUCUCCAGCGAGGCUUACGUAUCCGUGGCCAGCUAUAGAGUGAGGCAGAGCGUUGCGGAAACCCUCAAGGCCAUCCUCGACAAGCACGGAGACAUCGCCGCCUCAUCCAAGCUCCAAUCUACGAUGACGAGGUCCUACUACCUAGAAUCCCUUGCGGCGGUGGUCAUGGAGCUGAGAUCGACGGGCUUGAGGGAUCUGACGAAAACGCGAGUGGAGGAGAUGGCGGCGGUGGUGAAAGACAUGGAGGCGGUGAGAAUACAAGUGUCGUGGCUGAAGAAAGCCAUGGCGGAGCUUGGGGAGGCAGUCAAGUACUUGGACGAGUACGAGGCGGCCAAGGCGGAGAGAGAGGUGUGCGAGAGGGAAGCCAAGGCGGGGAAGCAAGAGAUGGAGGAGAUGACGGCGGAGCUGGAGAGGAGGGACAAGGAUAUCAGAGAUUGCCGAGAGAGGGUCACGGCGGUGGCCGGAAAACUAGGGCAGCUACAGAUGAAAGGUUCGAGCUUGAACAAGAAGCUGGAGCUCUUUCACUCCAAGGUCCAUCAGUUCCAAGGAGAUGCCGUCCUCCUCCACCUUUAAUGUAUUCUUGGAGUUGUGUGUUUUCUUUCAUUUCAUUCAUUGCCAUUGCUGCUGAUUUGUCUCUUUGGAUUUUGUCGUACCACAUGAAACCCAAAAAAAAAACAAAAAAAAAUCUACGGACUCGUUGCCUAUAA
Messenger RNA from Eutrema salsugineum, 1955 nucleotides. RefSeq names its product bcl-2-associated transcription factor 1. The record is from RefSeq and is a predicted model, not a curated record. Bases 439 to 1821 code for a protein of 460 amino acids. The transcript has 8 exons. NCBI's taxonomy places the organism in Eukaryota, Viridiplantae, Streptophyta, Magnoliopsida, Brassicales, Brassicaceae.